This is a messenger RNA of Helianthus annuus (common sunflower), 1434 nucleotides long. Its product is annotated as BTB/POZ domain-containing protein POB1. The coding region runs from base 1 to 1434 and encodes 477 amino acids. Gene Ontology annotation, biological process: response to red light. Gene Ontology annotation, cellular component: nucleus. Gene Ontology annotation, molecular function: protein binding. The record is from RefSeq and is a predicted model, not a curated record. The transcript is spliced from 5 exons. NCBI's taxonomy places the organism in Eukaryota, Viridiplantae, Streptophyta, Magnoliopsida, Asterales, Asteraceae.
AUGAGUGAUUCGAAUUCUGCUAUGUUCGAUCCUAGAACGCUGCUCAUGAAUUCUUAUGAUGAUGUCUGCGUCGAAGACGUAGACUUCGGUUUUGCGUUCAACGAUAUCAUUUUCUCCGAUCGUGUUCUCCACGUUCAUAUCUUUUCUGAGCCGAUCGAGUCUAAACAAUCACCGUCAGUUCAAAUAUUGGUUUUCCUUUAUCAUUAUUUGAAUUGGACUCUCGAUUGUUGGACAGCAGUAAGAGUUAAAACCUUACAUGUUAGCUCUAUAAUUUUAGCCGCAAGAAGUCCAUUUUUCCGCAAGCUUUUUUCAAACGGGAUGAGAGAGUCAGAACAUCGCCAUGUAACCUUGCAAAUCAAUGCCUCAGAGGAAGCUGGUCUCAUGGAACUAUUGAAGUUUAUGUAUAGCAAUAACUUGACAGUUACACAUGUUCAUGCUGUGCUUGAAGUACUAACGGUUGCUGACAAAUUUGAUGUUCCUUCAUGCAUGAAGCACUGCAACCGUUUAUUAAGAAAUCUACAAAUGACACCAGAAACUGUAUCAGUUUAUCUUGAUCUCCCAUCCUCUAUAUUAAUGGCUGAAGCAUUUCAGCCGUUAACUAUUGCGGCCAAGAAGGUCUAUGCUGUCCAUUAUAAAGACAUAACCAAGUUUCAAAAUGAAAUUCUUAGCUUGCCACUUGCUGAAGUGGAGGCAAUUAUAGCCAGUGAUGAUCUCAAGGUGAGGUUAGAAGAUGACGUUUACCAUUUUGUCCUCAAAUGGGCCUGGACCCAUUACCCUGAAAGAAAGGACCGCCGUGAAAUCAUCAUGACCCGCCUUGCAAAGUUUAUUCGUUACCCUUAUAUGACACGUCAAAAACUUAGACAACUCCUCACUAACGAGGAGUUCGACCCUGAAUUUGCCCAAAAGGUAUCAACGGAAGCAAUUUCUUUUAAAACAAAGGUCCCACACAAACGAAGUGAUGAAAACUCUAAUCUUGACCGUAGGUUUGUGGAACGGGCCUACAAGUUCCGGCCCAUUAAGAUGGUUGAAUUCGAACAGCGACAUGGUGUGGUGUACUUUGAUUUAAAGCGUGACAUGUGUACACGUGCACGUUUGUUUCCAUUGGGCAAUGUUUUAUCUGAAAUAUUUAUCUUGGGUGGUCAACGGUUUUGCUUGGUGGCCCGAUGCAACAUGGACACAUUCGGGCUUUAUUUGUGUAUGCUGGAAAACAAGGCAGGAUAUUUUUUUGAGUUUGACUUUGAGUUUGCAGCAAGGUUAAAGCCCGCUGAAGAGUUUGUUAGCAAAUUCAAACAGAGUUGUACAUUUAAAGGUGGAACUGGGGUUGGGCAUGGAAAUUUGUUUGGAAUUCCGUGGACUUGGUUUAUUGGGGAAGAUAGUUUUUGCUUCAUUGACGGUGUUCUUGAUCUGAGGGUUGAGCUUACUAUAAGGGGUUGA